AUAAAAAAGCAGACUCGUGCAGUUUUAGCAGUUUCGCUUGGAAGCAGAGAAUAGAGAUAUUCUGUGUCAGAGGAGAGGUUGAAAAGCACGUCUGAGCUGAGAACGCUGUAAACCUGUUCCAAGAUGAAGGUCGUGUUGCUGUUUUGUGUCCUUCUUGGAUUUGUCAUUUCAAUCAAUGGUGCAAGGGUUGAGGAACCAUUGGUGGAGAAGAGUGUUCCGAAAGAAGUUGAUGUAGAGGAAGAUUUCUGUAGCAGCGAUAAAGAAAAUGAGCCAGAAGCUGAAGAGCCCUUUGAAGACGAGGACAGUGAUGCUGCAGGACUGCACGAUGACAGCGAUGCUACAGAAAUGAAAGAGGACAAUGAAUUAUCUGAAGAUAGUUCUGAUCAGUUAGCAAAGGACGGCUCUGUAUCUGAUCCACACUGGCGGAGACGCAGGCGCAGGCGCAGACUUUUUUGGCGCAGACGUUUUUGGCGGAGACGUUUACGGCGAAGACGUUCUUGGCGGAGACGUUCUGGGCGCAGACGUUCUGGCCGCAGACGUUCUGGGCGCAGACGCUCAAGGCGAAGAAGAUCGUGGCGCAAAUGAUACGGAAAAUAAACGAAGAAAUUUUUAAGAUCCGUCAUUUUAACUUGUGUUUUUAUGUUUGCUCUUUUAAAGCGGUUGAUUUAGAUUGACUGAGAAGGAAA
Rhopilema esculentum is the source of this 686-nucleotide messenger RNA. NCBI's taxonomy places the organism in Eukaryota, Metazoa, Cnidaria, Scyphozoa, Rhizostomeae, Rhizostomatidae. The record is from RefSeq and is a predicted model, not a curated record.